Messenger RNA from Haemonchus placei, 312 nucleotides. NCBI's taxonomy places the organism in Eukaryota, Metazoa, Nematoda, Chromadorea, Rhabditida, Trichostrongylidae. The record is from the annotation of a GenBank genome assembly.
AUGGAAGACAUCGAAGUCAACGAAGAACUCGACAAAAACAACCAGCCAGUGUACAUAUCAAUUGUAAUAUUUCUGCUCAAGAUAGUAUUCUUUGUAUACGAUCUGAUCGUGUUUAUUCCUUUCAAAAUAUGGGCAGAUCCAUCGCAGAAACUACGCAUGUCACAGAGAUCGAAAGCCUCACCGGUCAAAGAUGGUGAUCCCGCUUCCCCAUGGAGAAACAAUAAUGUGAAAGAAGGAGAAUUAGCAACAUGUGUAUUUGAAGGGUGCCAUACACUCGCUGAGCAGUGGAAUGAAAGUGUACGGUACGAAUAA